Mya arenaria is the source of this 5076-nucleotide messenger RNA. RefSeq lists its product as uncharacterized. Gene Ontology annotation, cellular component: membrane. The coding region runs from base 192 to 4955 and encodes 1587 amino acids. The record is from RefSeq and is a predicted model, not a curated record. Gene Ontology annotation, molecular function: protein binding. NCBI's taxonomy places the organism in Eukaryota, Metazoa, Mollusca, Bivalvia, Myida, Myidae. The transcript has 36 exons.
UACUGUACACCAAAUUAAAUUUAAUGAUGUAUCUUCUAUUAAAAUAAUUUAUGAUUUUUAAAACAUAUUAUAUAUUGGUUAUAUAAACCAAAUACUUGGACUUGCAAUGAUUUUACUUUUGUGAGAGAAAGCGAUGGGAUUUCAGAUUUACUAAUUCGUAGUGAAACAUACAUACAAAAACAAAAGACAAAAUGGAUGAAUCUGUAGAUGUUUCUACAGUUAAUUUGUCGAUAUCGGCUGAUAAUACCGCCCAGCGUUCUUACAGGAGGACGGGCGAGUUCGAUAACCCCGCGUUCGUAGGCCCGCGGGACCCAGCAGCUGGUAACCAUGACGACAAAUAUCACACAACACUUAGUUUCGGGAAGUCGAGGUCUAAGAAAUCAAUCAUACUAGCAGUUACCAUAGUGACCGUAGUUUUACUAUUGCUUGGUAUAAUCGUUGCGAUUUUCUUCGCGACGUCAGGCGAUAGCACAGGGUCCGAAUCAACUUCUACAGAAGGAACAACAGAAACUAGACAGCUGGUGUAUGUUGGGGAGGCAGUCCUAACCAAUGAAAGUUGGUCAGAUGAUUUUAACGAACCUUUGACUCCAGCCUAUGUGCGCCUCCAGGCCAUCUUCAUUGCGGAGAUGGACGAAUUAUUCCAACGUAAUGCCAGUACGGUAAAAACAUACAACUCCACAAUGGUGACAAGUUUCAGAGAGGGAAGCGUUGUUGUGCAGUUUCGCAUCCACUUUGUCACCAAGGUCGACCAAACAGGAGGUCUGGAUGACGUGAUUUCUCACGUGCCGUUGUCCCUAGUAAAAGCUAUUGUUGAAUCCGCUGAUAUCACUUUUAACGGAUCUGUUAGAGUAUACGAGGACAUCGAUCAAACGACUGAAUCUCCGCCUACUCCCAUACCUACUUCAACAACAGCUGCAGUAAACUCUACAAUUGACCCUGACACCACUUCGAGCACCAACUCAAGGACAAUCUCACCAACAACUUCUACUUCUACUGCAGUCGAAUCAACAAGCCAAGCUAUUCUUAUAUCCACGACUGAAUCUCCAAUUUCCACCCCUGAUUGCACGGAAUUCCGAUGCUCAGACGGUGCGUGUAUACCACAUUCCCAGCGCUGUGACGGUGUAUCACAUUGCGGGGACAAGACAGACGAGCUUGGAUGUGUUGGGCUGGACAGAGACUGUGAGUCUGGCCAGUUCCUAUGUGCCCGCUACUCUCAGUGUAUACCAGAGAUACUUAGGUGUGACGGCUUUCCACAUUGUGUUGACGGUACAGACGAAUGGUAUGGCUGCAACAUUAGUACCACCGCAAAGCCACACAUAGACUUUGAGGUUCGACUGAUCGACGGACAGACAGACACCACGGGAACCACGAGGCGGGGGCGCGUGGAGUUGCGUCCGGCUGGAAGUGACGUGGAUUACGGCACCGUUUGUGGUAACGUAUGGACGGAAACUGAGGCAACAGUUGUAUGCAGGAUGAUAGUUCCGGGUUUCAGUGGGAUCGCCCAUGCCUUACCAAGUACAGUGUUUGGGAAGGGAUCACGUGAUAUCGUGUUGUCCCACGUGCGGUGCUAUGGUAACGAGACAAACAUUGGACAAUGCCAGUCACGUGGUUUUGGACAAGUCACAGUCCACUGCUCCCACAGUCAGGAUGUGGGAGUAUCCUGUGAUGGUCCAGUGGACGUUCCAGAACCUCCAGAUAUUGGACAAGGACUGGCCGUGCGCCUUGCACGUGGCAGCACGUGCCUCGAGGGUCAAGUUCACGUGCGGCACGCGGGGGAGUGGCGCCCCGUCUGCGAUGACGGGUUUGGGGAAAGAGAGGUUACCGUUGUCUGUCGUAUGCUUGGAUUUACUGCUGGUACGGGUAAGGUCAAAGACGAGUUUGGUAUUGGGGAUGGCCUAUUCUGGUUGGACGAUGUAAGUUGCCAUGGUAACGAGACCGACCUGGCACAGUGCGAGUCUCUCCCACGAGGCGAACACAAUUGUGAAUACUAUGAAGCUGUUGGAAUCGUUUGUGAUGGGGAUACUGCCAUCGAAUGCGCCGACAUUCCCUGCUCGUCUAGCGUCAACUGUUCUUUUGACGAAGAAACGUGUUGCUAUGAUUUCCCCUCACCCUCUGGGCGGGGUCGUGGUCCUAACCCAUGGAGUUGGGGCGUGCCACAAGGAUUCGACAUAUCAGGUCGAGUGAUGUAUUAUCAUAACGAGUUCGGAAACCAAGGUGAUAUGGCGUACCUAGCUAUUCCGUACAUAACAUACACUGAUCGUCCCUUAAAACUAGAGUUUCAGUACCUUCUCCGAUCAUCCGGUUUUGGGUCAUUGCGGCUUGUUACGAGUAACGGAUCAGAGAUCUGGGGCAGCGAAACAAAGCCAACAGAGCUGGAGAACAUGUGGAUCCACCAUUGUGUGGACUUACAAGGCGAUAGUUCGCGCAAUGAGGAUGCAACGGACCUGCUUCAAUUUGUCGCAAGUCGAGGAUCAAAGGCAACACUGCUUGUUGCAUUAGAUGACAUAUCUCUGACAAGAGGGCAAUGCACAGACGGUAUCCGUGUUCAACCAUGCACUUUUGAGGAUGUAAACCUAUGUGGAGGGCGCAUAUAUUGUACAAACUGUGCAGAAGAGUAUCGUUGGCACUGGGUUGCAGGAUACAUCAGUGUUGUAAGCGGUGUGACAAAAGUCAACAGUUCCCUGCCAGGUCAUUUUCUACUUGCCGAUGCAUCAUUUGGAUCAAGCGGGGACAGGACUAGAGUCACAUUUUCUCUUUCUGACACCAACGCAAUGCACGGACUGACUUUCAAUUGUUUCAUAGCUGAACAUUCGAAAAGUUCGCUUGUGGUUCAUUUAGUUACGGGGACAGAGGACACAAUAGUAUGGAGUUCAGAUGAGGCGUAUAUGGAUUCAAAUUCAUGGCAACGCGCAUGUGUAACUCUUCCAAAUUAUGUAACCAGUAGCCAUAUUGCGUUCGAAGCUAUUCGUGGCGAUGGAACGUUUGCCGACAUCGCAAUCGAUGAUAUUGGACUAGGAGAACUUUGUAAACAUCCGGCUACCUGCGAUUUUGAAGACGGAUUGUGCGGUUACACGGUCCUCUCAGCCAAUUCGAGCAAAUUCAGAUGGGCACACAGCAAUGACGCUGUAUUCCAAGGCGAGCAGCCAGCCGUCCGGCUCGUGGGUGGGGAAAAUCAAUAUGAAGGACGUGUGGAGGUAUUUCACGACGGAGAAUGGGGAACGGUAUGUGACGACAGUUGGGAUGCAAAGGACGCCGCGGUCGUAUGCAAGCAGCUUGGCUUCCGAGCGGAGAACGCACAAGCGUAUACAAGGGGUCAUUACGGAUCCGGUGUGGGAUACAUCUGGAUGGACGAGGUCAGUUGUGAAGGGACAGAAACCAGUUUGGCAGAGUGUCCAUUUGAUGGAUGGGGACGUGAGGACUGUGGUCACUCCGAGGACGCCGGUGUUUCCUGUGACCCUGGCUCAGACCCCGGUGAAAUGUUAGGUGGUCAUAUCAGGUUGUACGACAAUAGUGCGCCCUUUGGGCUGUCUUCUAAGUUGGUCUCUCGGACAUUUGACGUUAAAGAAGAUACAUACGUCAUGUUCACUGUCAGGAUCGAGGCCACCGGCACAUUCCGGUAUCUAUUGGUCGACGAAGGCAACAGUGUCGUUCUAGAAGGUGGACGUCUAGGGGUACAGUACGAUAGCGAAGAAAGAGUGUGUUUUGAUUUGAUUGGUCUUCCGCUGCGGGGCGUUAAAGUCGCGUUCGAGGCUUGGACAGAAGGGUCUAUGUUGGCGGACAAAAUGGGACUCGAUGAGGUGGCAGUAGCUAGAGGCAGAUGCAAAGAUAUAAUCGUCAACAACUGCGACUUUGAGAAGAACCACCGCCUUUGCAAAAUAGCAAUCCGUUCUGCGCCAACCCUGGUGGACGGAUGUACCAAUGACUACACAUGGAGAAGGCUGGGCGGUCCUUAUUACACUUCCGGUGUUGGUGACCACACGACUGCGAGUGCCACUGGUCAUUACCUUGAGAUUAAAUCGUCACCUACAUUUCUUGAAAACUCGAAAGCACAUGCUGAAUUUACCAAUCCCGAACCCAGGAAAAACCGACGCGUUAUUGUUCACUACAGAGUACUUGCAGUUGAAAACAAUUCUGUUUUAGAGGUUGUUACUCGGAUAAAUGGAACCCUUAAAUCAGCUAUAUCCCUAGUUGCAAAACUGACGUCACUCCCUGCAUGGCACAGCGCAUGUACAGAUAUUGAAUCAAGUUUUGAGAGCAUCGACGUUGUUGCGGAAAGAAUUAGCGCAAUCAUUGACGACGUCCAAUGGGACACUAAAACGUGCUUUGAUUCAGACGUUAGUUGCGAUUUUACGGACCAGCAAUUGUGUGACUACGUAAUGGAACCCGGCUGGAAGUCAAUUGUUGAGGAUGAUGAACAUUUUCUUCGAGCAUUCAGGAAAGAGCACAAGCUGCUCACACCCAAGUUCAGUACAGAAAACGAUUCGUUUUGUGUUGUAUUGACGGCAAGGGCGUCGAGUGAUAAUUUGGUCGCAGAAUCUUCAAAACUUAUUGUUACAUUGUUAGAGAUUGACUUGAGUAAUGAAGAGACGCAAGUUCCUAUAUGGGACCCGGUAGUCCCUGUAACGAGUAUCCUUUGGAGUAACGUUAACAUAAAGAUUCCGUAUGACGGACUCUUUAGAAUCCAACUAUCAGCAAAAGGUUUAGAUGACAGCAAUUUUCUUGAUGUUACGAGAGUACAACUGUCAACCAUAUGUGAUGUUCAUGAAUGCCAAAAUGGCUUUGUUUCGUGUAAUGGAAGACUUUGCAUUCGGGAAACAGAGGUUUGUUUCAAUCUCGACCUUUGUCCUGAAGCUUUGGAAACAUUUUGCAAACCGACGGUGAACUGUAGUUUUUAUAGCCAAUACAGUUGCGGAUGGAAGCAUACAAAUGCCGCUGUUGAAGAUGGUUGGUUUUAGCAGGAAACUUCAUCUACUGGAAACCCGGUUAGCAAUUACGGAGACCCCCAAUUGCAGACAUUAAAGAACCUUCUUGUCUGCUCUUCAAGGCUUUGGGGGAUCGAUAUAAGGCACAAUUGAG